CUAUUAUCUCUUGUUUUUAUACUCAUGGACUCAGUCUCCUGGUUGUGAUAUGUACAGUACAAGUUGAUAACACAUAUGCACUAUUCAGCACUAUAGUACUAUAGUGUACAUAAACAUUGUUGCUCAAUCGACUGAAAAAUUUCCUCCUGCCUGGGAAGCUAGCAGCCACAAGAGAGUCAGAGAUCAUGGCCAGUCUUAAAAGUGUACCAAAUAUACCAGACAGUGUAUCACAGGAUAUAACAGAGCCUACUACAGCCACCAGUACUGAGCAAAACAUUGUCACUAAGGUGAAAUCAAAAGUGGAGCAGAACACUAAAACUAAAUAUAGUACUUUCACUGCACACAAAUAUGUCAAAAAAGAAAGCAUUUAUCUAGUUGAUGCUGGUGAGGGUCGUUACGUUGAUGUGAAGAUAGACUACAGGUUUGGCAAAGCUAAUUUUAAAACAGCAACUGCCAGUGGAAUAGACGACCCACUCAGUCUUUAAAUACUGUGACAGAAUAGACAUAAACUAUGAAUUCAAAACUGAUUUAAUUAAUUGUAUUUCAUUUAAAAAAUAUUAAACUUUUGACUUUAGCAAUAAAAACUUGACCAUAGUAA
Amphimedon queenslandica is the source of this 598-nucleotide messenger RNA. RefSeq lists its product as uncharacterized. The transcript has 3 exons. The record is from RefSeq and is a predicted model, not a curated record. The coding region runs from base 186 to 485 and encodes 99 amino acids. Lineage: Eukaryota; Metazoa; Porifera; Demospongiae; Haplosclerida; Niphatidae.